Molecule: messenger RNA, 558 nt
Organism: Papilio xuthus (Asian swallowtail)
Lineage: Eukaryota; Metazoa; Arthropoda; Insecta; Lepidoptera; Papilionidae
Product: calexcitin-2-like
Exons: 1
Coding region: 1-558 (185 amino acids)
Molecular function (GO): calcium ion binding
Source: RefSeq, a predicted model, not a curated record
AUGGUGUCUGACUUCAGGAGGAAAAAGUUAAUGUACAUGUUCAAGGUGUUAGACAAAGAUGGCAACGGCACUAUAGAAAAGAAGGACUUUGAAAUGUCUUGUUGCUUUGGAGCAUGUCGAGCACACGCGGCAAAACAAAGAGAAUUGAAAAAGGGUGAUGCCACGUAUGAUGAAUGCUUUGACAUAGUGUGGGAUGCCUUGCAAAAGGUAGGAGACUCCAACAGCGAUGGUCAAGUGAGUGCGGAAGAAUGGGUGACAAUGUGGGACACUGUCAGCAAGAAUGCAGCAGAUCAAGACUGGUUGGACAAAUACUGCAAAUUCGUCUUCAAGAUGCAGGACUUGAACGGCGAUGGUUUUAUCGACAGCGACGACUUUGUAGCAGCGAACAUAAAAUCAGGCGCCAGUAAAAAAGACGCCUUUGCUGCUUUCCAGAAGCUUUCUCAGGGCAAGUCAAAGAUCUCUUUGACUGAAUUCCAAGAAUUGUGGUAUGAUUUUUUUAUAUCAGAAGAUCCCAAUGCUCCAGGAAAUUUUAUCAUUGGCAGGCCUAGCUUUGAAUAA